Talaromyces rugulosus is the source of this 933-nucleotide messenger RNA. RefSeq lists its product as uncharacterized. Bases 1 to 933 code for a protein of 310 amino acids. Lineage: Eukaryota; Fungi; Ascomycota; Eurotiomycetes; Eurotiales; Trichocomaceae. The transcript has a single exon. The record is from RefSeq and is a predicted model, not a curated record. Gene Ontology annotation, molecular function: aspartic-type endopeptidase activity. Gene Ontology annotation, biological process: proteolysis.
AUGGGUAAUAAUAUUACUCUCUAUGUGCCCUCCCACGCAAACUUGUCGCAGAAAAUUCCGUGGAAGUGGCGCGGAGAUAAUAUGGAAAUAGACGGCCCCGAUCUGAACGGGACUCUGGUUUAUCGCGACAACAUCAUCAUGCACGAUGGUCCUGUAUCUGUUAACCAAGCCCUUGCGAUUGCCAAUCCAUCAAGGGAACUGGAAUUACCACAAGGUGCUCUGGCCUAUCAGUCGUGGGAUGGGCUGCUGUCCCUGACCCGGCAAAAUGCAAGCCUACUUUUCAUACAGGACGGGGAGACCACUCUCAUCUCACAUGCGUCAUGGUUUGACAAUAUCUUGCCCCAGCUUCGAGAUCCAGUUAUUGGAAUUGCAUUACGACAUCAAGAUGAGGGAUUUAUUGACCUUGGCUGGACGAAUAGCAAAAUGUAUUCAGAUAAGAUCCAGUGGGCAUACUCCAAUUCUCUUGCGACUGGGUAUUGGGCGUUUCAUGUAAAUUCGUGGAAGAUUGGCACUCAACCUGCUGUACCCUGCGACUUUGACAUGCAAAUUAACACAGGCACAAGGUAUACAACGCUAGAUCCCGGAAUUGUCAACAACUUUCGAGCACAAGUAGCGCUUCAAAUGGAUACUGAAACUCUCGGGGAAUCAAUGUACUAUAAAUGCAACAUUACCCUACCCAAUGUCACACUCACUGUUGAUCGUGCCGGUGGUGGGACAUUUGACUUGGAUAUUCCUGGAAAGGCUUUUAAAUUAGGUGAGAAUGACGACGGGACAUGUGAGUUUGGGCUAGUUUCUAUGGGAGGAUUUAAUCCAGAUGACUUCGGAGGAGAAUCAGCUUUGGGGAUUACCGCCCUGCGGACUUUAUACGUGGUUUUGAACGCAUCAGAAUCGAUAGGCUUUGCGCCUCAGGUUGACAUACCUAUUCAAUUUUGA